UUCAUGGGCAGCUCAAUUAAAAAUAGUCACAGGGUGCGACAAUUUUACCUGCUCUCGUAACAGAAGCAAUGCAAGUGAUGAAACCUAAGAAGAAAAUAGCCUCAUAAAUGAAGACAACUCCCUUAAUAUAUGAGACAGUCAAAGCUGAUUAUGAUGUUAUAAGUCUCCAUAUCACUUCAUAAACAUUUCCUGUCAUCUUUGUGUGUGGUGUGGAGCGGUGUUCUGUGUCUUGGGCUUCGUGGUCAGCUGUAAGUCAUCCUUGGAUAGACAGGGGGCUCUAUGGCGGCACAUCGAGUUCCCCCAGGUUUAAUUUCCAUUCCUUCAAAUGUUCCCAAAGGCAUCUGACUUCUGAAAAUGGUUUUUUUCACCCUCAGCUCCCUUCGAAAUGCAUCUGACAUCUCAGUGACGUGGGAGGAGUCAGCUGAACAACAGGAGUGUGAUCUCCAGCUGUCGCCACCACAUAUAUAAGUGAUGCUUGGCUUGGAUGCCUUAAUUUUGGCACAAGGAAUUUUCAAGGAAAGUCAUGGGAAUCCAACAGGACGAUGAGCUGGUUACAGACAUCACAAGUGGAAACAAAGAGCAGGAUGACACUGUGGCACAGCAUUCUUCUGAAGAAUGCAAAAGCUCUGUUGAACAUCAUCCGAAUACCUAUAACAUUCAAUGUGACAGUGAAGUCAUUUUAAAUGGUUUUAAUACUGGCAACAGCACUAAUGACCUCCAGAAGAUUAAAGAAAGUCAGAAGAUAAAAACAAGUACAUCAGUCUACCAAACACAGCCUAAACAAGAGAUAGUGAAUGAUUUUGUUGAUGAGGAUGACUUUCUGAAGGCAGCGCUGGAUAACAAAUUGCCAAUGAUUAAAAGUUACCUCGCCAGAGGUGCAGACCCAAACGCCUGUGAUAAUUUCAACCGAACAGCUUUGCACAGAGCUUGCUCACAAGGAAAUGUGGAGAUUGUGCAAACCCUGCUGGAGGCCAGUGCUUCAAUUGAAAAUAAGGACAAGCUUCAAGCAACUGAAGUUCACUGGGCUUGUCGUGGUGGUUGUUUGCCUGUGCUGGAAGCACUACUUAAUCAUGGGGCAAAACUGGAUUCUAGAGACAAGCUUCGCAGCACCCCCCUUCAUGUAGCGGUCAGGACAGGACACCAUGAAUGUGCUGAACAUCUCAUACACUGUGGUGCAGAAGUCAAUGCAAAAGACAUAGAGGGUGACACGCCACUGCAUGAUGCAGUCAGACUGAAUCAUGUCAAGCUCAUCCAACUUCUUCUGUUGCAUGGAGGUGACUUAAAACUCAAGAAUUGUGAGGGAAAAUCACCAAUGGACAGUGUUUGCGAGUGGCAGAAUGGAGCUAAAACCAUCUUUGACAACUUUAAGGAUGGAAAAAAGUAGAUGCAAUACUUGACCGUGUGCUUUGGGCAUAAUACACUCAAAA
Onychostoma macrolepis is the source of this 1427-nucleotide messenger RNA. RefSeq names its product ankyrin repeat domain 1b (cardiac muscle) (gene ankrd1b). The transcript is spliced from 9 exons. The record is from RefSeq and is a predicted model, not a curated record. Bases 524 to 1384 code for a protein of 286 amino acids. NCBI's taxonomy places the organism in Eukaryota, Metazoa, Chordata, Actinopteri, Cypriniformes, Cyprinidae. Gene Ontology annotation, molecular function: protein binding.